This is a messenger RNA of Sparassis crispa, 552 nucleotides long. RefSeq lists its product as hypothetical. The coding region runs from base 1 to 552 and encodes 183 amino acids. The record is from RefSeq and is a predicted model, not a curated record. Lineage: Eukaryota; Fungi; Basidiomycota; Agaricomycetes; Polyporales; Sparassidaceae. The transcript has a single exon.
AUGCCCUCCUCAGCUACCGCUUUCUACUCUGACGAUGAGUCCGACUAUGAAGAUGAUGACUCUCUUGUCGAAAAUGAAGAUACUCGUGGCUAUGAUUCUCCAGGUGAAGGUCAAGAAAAUUCCGCCGGCAGUGACGACCGCCAACGGACAGCUAGUUCGACGCCGCAUCAAGAAUGCACUCGCAAGCUUAAGGUUAACCUGAAGGCUAGUGGGGACAUUGCUGAAUGCGUGGUACGAGUUCUGGAGUUCAUGGAUUCUGAAGACAUCAAUCUCCCUCUCUUCCUCUGGGCUCUGAGUUGGAAUCCAGCAAUACCGGAAUUGAUCUCAAACGGCAAGGCGAGGUAUGCGAGAACAUCACUGAUGGUUAGCGAGGAGCUCCCGAUGAUUCUUCGGCAUUGGUACCGGCCGCCUAGGACUCACGGCACCGGUGUUCGCAUCAAAGCGGGAGGCGCAGUAUUCCAGGAGUUCGCACUGGAGAUAGUCAAUGAAAGAGUACAGUCAGACAUGCGCACUGAAGCCAGUGAUGCGCUCGCCUCAGGGAGAGCUGUCUGA